This is a messenger RNA of Benincasa hispida (wax gourd), 1621 nucleotides long. RefSeq names its product eukaryotic translation initiation factor 3 subunit I-like. Gene Ontology annotation, cellular component: eukaryotic translation initiation factor 3 complex, eIF3m; cytoplasm. Gene Ontology annotation, biological process: cytoplasmic translational initiation. Gene Ontology annotation, molecular function: protein binding; translation initiation factor activity; RNA binding. NCBI's taxonomy places the organism in Eukaryota, Viridiplantae, Streptophyta, Magnoliopsida, Cucurbitales, Cucurbitaceae. The record is from RefSeq and is a predicted model, not a curated record.
AAGAACAUCUACCCUAACCCUAAAUUUCCCACACUUCCUCUCAUUCCCCAUCGCCGGCGUCUGUUGUGGUUUGCAGCCUCACCUCCGCAACCGGCUCUAUAUUUUCUACGAGCAGAUUUUAGCUUCGAACUUCAUCGAAAAUGCGCCCAAUCUUGAUGAAAGGCCAUGAACGGCCAUUAACUUUCCUCAAGUACAAUAGGGAUGGCGAUCUUCUUUUCUCCUGCGCUAAGGAUCACAACCCCACCGUCUGGUACGCCGACAACGGCGAGCGAUUGGGGACUUAUCGUGGUCAUAAUGGUGCCGUUUGGUGCUGUGAUGUCUCCAGAGAUUCAAUGCGGCUUAUCACUGGAAGUGCGGAUCAGACAGCAAAAUUGUGGAAUGUACAAACUGGACAGCAACUCUUCUCCUUCAAUUUCGAUUCACCUGCUAGGGCAGUUGAUUUCUCUGUCGGAGAUAAGCUUGCAGUUAUUACCACUGAUCCUUUCAUAGAGCUGCCUUCUGCUAUUCAUGUCAAACGCAUUGCCAGAGACCCCUCGGAACAGACUGGUGAAUCUGUGCUCGUUCUUAAGGGUCCCCAAGGAAGAAUCAAUAGAGCUGUUUGGGGACCUCUAAAUAAGACCAUUAUAAGUGCAGGAGAAGAUGCUGUUAUUCGCAUUUGGGAUUCUGAGACAGGUAAACUUUUAAAAGAAUCUGACAAGGAGACCGGCCAUAAAAAAACAAUAACUUCCCUUACGAAGUCUCCUGAUGGUUCACAUUUUAUCACUGGUUCUUUGGACAAGUCUGCAAGGCUGUGGGAUACAAGAACAUUGACGCUUAUCAGGACAUAUGUGACAGAACGCCCAGUCAAUGCAGUUACAAUGUCUCCACUUCUUGACCAUGUGGUGCUUGGUGGUGGUCAGGAUGCAUCAGCUGUGACAACAACUGAUCAUCGUGCAGGAAAGUUUGAAGCUAAAUUUUAUGACAAGAUCCUUCAAGAAGAGAUUGGAGGUGUGAAAGGGCAUUUUGGACCCAUCAAUGCCCUGGCUUUCAAUCCCGACGGAAAGAGUUUUUCAAGUGGAGGUGAAGAUGGUUACGUAAGACUGCAUCAUUUCGACCCUGAUUACUUCAACAUCAAGAUUUAAAUUUGCUGAGCGGGGAGAAGGAAUAUUUUUGUUGCUUUUUGGGAUGCAGUUCUGUAUGGAGGCCUCGGUGAUGAAAUUUGCACAGCGAUGUAUUAAAAGGAUGGGCUUUACGUGUAGUCAAGAAACCUUGCCUCAUAGAUUUUUUACAUGGUGAUUAAUUCAAAUAUCUUGUGGAAUGAUAUUCAUAUUUUGUGUGACGAGAGGCAGAGUCUUAAGAGCAAACGCUCUGCACUUGGAAUUCGAUUGCAGCAUAACUUAAAGAGGAUAUGUUGAACUAGUAGGCACCUUCAGUUCGUUAUAAAUUAAAGCUAAUCCCCUAGGAGAGAUUCAAACAAAAGGCACUAGUUUUGGCUGGAGACAUGCAAGAUUUGUAAUGAAUGAUAAGAGAAUAAUUUUUUGCCAUGUGGAUGACUUACCAUCAAAAUCAUAGUUGCAGAUUUUGAAAGGUUACUUCCUAAAUUUCCUCUUGUGAAGGUUUUAUAGUGGAAGUACUUUAUCCU